CGCUGUUUCUGUUUCGUCUUUUGUUUUCCCUUCACAAGCAAGUCCAUUUUGUAUUUUUCUUUAUAGGCCUAGGCUUAGGCCUAGUACAUUAUAAAAAAACAACAUUGUGUUCACUACUUUUUUUGUAAAAUAAAUUCAGACCUUAAAGUGUAGCAGUUGAAGUAAUGUUUAGAAACAAAUAGCGGGUAGCUAUGGCAGUGUAUUGUUGUUGAGAAAGUUUUCCAUGACUUUUUUUUCAGAAUGUCUGCAUCAGCAAUUGUUCCUUCAAGACCAAUUUUUUCCAGCAGAAGUAAGACAGAUUCAUCCGUAACAAAGAAUCAGAAGAAGCGGAAAAAAAAUGAAGGUAAAGUCAAGAAAGGAGGAAAGAAGAAGAAGAAUGCUAAUAAGAAGGGUACAAAGGAACCUAAAGAUGACAGAGAAGCUAAUGAAGACUCUGAUGUGGACAUUGAUAAAGAAUUGAAACCAAUUGGUGAUUACAUCAACAACAGAGAGCUCAUGUUGGAACAUGUCUUCAAGUCUGUCAAGGAACAUAAACUUCAGUCACUCCUUCCUGACAUUCUUAAGGAUAUUGGGAUGGAUGAACUGAAGAUUCAGUGUUGCCAUCAGCUAGAGGGAAUGUCAAAGAAGAGGAUUAGACACAUUCUUGCAGGUGAAGAAAUGGACUCGUCAUCUGGUACUGAAGAAUCAGUUUCAGAUGAUAACAAGAUGAUGGUUGAUGAAGAUAAGCAGAUGGACGACCGGACGAGUCCAGACACUAGUACUGUGGUGCAUUCCACAUGCGACAGUCAAGGCGAGGGAGACUACAGGAGUGUUGGUAGUACACAAGACGAGGUCAACGCCAUCGUUGCAACUCCAGAUCAUUCUUAUGGUGCUCAAGUUAAUCCAGAGGGUAGAAAUGAAGAUGAUCUUGAUGAAUGUUCAUUGAAGUCUGAAAAUGAGAAUGAAGAGAUGGAGGAAGAUAAAGAAUCAGUAACUAGUGAAGAACUUGAAGAAGGAAGUGAGGAGGGUGAAGUAAGGCCUACGAGACAUGAAAUAUAUGGUUUAACACCAGUCGAGAUUGUAAUGGACAAUGAAAAGAACACACAAGUGUCAGGUAACUUUUUUGAGGAGGGGGACAAGGAGGGGGAAGCUGGGACUGAACCCAGUGAAAACAUUGUUGAUACUGGUAUUGAUUUAACAAAUAUCCAAGGAGGUAAUUUGAAAAUUAACAUUUCUGACCAAUCACCAUCAACCUCCAAACCAUCCACUGACCAAUCAGCGUCAACCUUAAAACCAUCCUCCGAACUUGAAAUUUUAGAAUUGGAACUUCGUGCACGUGCUAUUCGUUCAUUGAUGCAGAAAGUUGCUCAGAAUAAAGAAAAUAAAUAGACGUUUGUCAGUUUGAAGAUUAUUGCCAGAUUUUUUAAGAACCAAGCAGUGUGUUUCCUUUCCUGCUUGAAAGUACAGAUGCUUAAUAUGCCUUGCACUUGGAAUUGCCGCAAAGCAUUCAUGGUUUCGUGGAAUGAAAUUUUGCAUUGUAAAGACUUCCGGUGAUGUUGAUUGUUUUUUCAUUCAAAUUCUUCUACAUUUUAUUACGGUAAUCAAAUACCUGUUCACUGCAUUAUCCAUUGUGCUAUAUCAGAUUUGGUCCCAUAUGCCUAUAAUUCGUGUUAUAGUUUCACUGGACUGUGGUGUCCCAUGCGGCAGAAUUCCAACCAGCACUUGAGGAGAAGUUAAGCCUAGCUAGCUGGGAAAAAACAAAAGUUACGAAGGCAUUCCAAACCAUCAUUGAUGUUUAAUGACAGUUGAAUAAGUGAAUCUGUGUUAGAUGUGAGAAAUGAAUGUUUUACAAUUUGGAGACUCUGCCGAUUUACAAUUGGAGUAGUACAACUUAUUUAAGAUGGAAGACAAAAAAACUUAUUGAAUUGCAAGCAGGGCACCAUACAUAUAUGUACACAGAUUAUGUGUGGUAAAUUUUUUUAACAAACUUGAAUCUGUUGAAUAUUCUUAUUAUAUCUGUUGAAUAUUCAUAUAAAUAUUUUGAUUAUUCAUACAUAUGUGUUGAAUAUUCAGCUUAGGCUGUUCAAGAAUAAAUGUAUUUGUUUCACAUAUACUUUAUGUCAUUGUGUUUUGAAAGCUAAUUCUACAGUAACUGUUGACAUUGAUGCAUUUGAUAUUUAAUUGAAGUCAUUUCACGUAAAUUUUCUUGAUUGAGUGUCAGUUCGACAUGUAAGGAUGUUGUUUCAACGUGGACAUGUGGCUUGUCAUCUGGACGUGCCGUAUAAACAACGUCACUCGGGAUAUCAAUUUGAUGUCGUGCUGUCGAGUUUUUGUGACGUCUCUGAGUGCACCAUCAAUUGUAUGUCAUUCAGACUGGCAAUAAAAGCAAUGUUUUUUUAAAAA
Anneissia japonica is the source of this 2382-nucleotide messenger RNA. RefSeq lists its product as uncharacterized. The record is from RefSeq and is a predicted model, not a curated record. The coding region runs from base 241 to 1368 and encodes 375 amino acids. The transcript is spliced from 8 exons. NCBI's taxonomy places the organism in Eukaryota, Metazoa, Echinodermata, Crinoidea, Comatulida, Comatulidae.